GGGACGGUUGGAUGUCCCAAGAUGGCGGCGGCUGCCCAGAUUCACAGGAGGACCGGCUGCAGAGAGGGGAGCGAGAGGCUGAGGAGGGAGAUCGAGGAGUCUCUCCGCCGUGUGGCUGACCAUCCUGCCAAGCGCACUGAGCUGCGAGUGACCUGCGACCGGGUUAUCCGAGCCUGUAUCCAGCGCCUCGGGGAGCAGGAGCCGGAGGAUGAGGAGCAGGAGGAGGAGGGGAAGCUGUGCGAGGGGCACCUGCGCAGCCUGGUGGGGCUGGCGGAGCUGGCCUGCGAGGGUUACCAGGCCUCGGCCCCCUCCCGGGGCCAGGGGCAGGGUCCGCUGUACCUGGAGAGGCUGCUCUUCCACCUGCUGAAAGGGGCGGCGUGCCGGGGGGCGCUGGAGUCCUGUCUGGCCUUGUCCGAGCGGCUGCAGCGCGGCCUGGAGCUCUGGCUGGCGGGGGCCGCGGCCGGCGAGGCCCCCCUGCUGCGGGACUGCGAGGUGGUGGCCAAGAACGGCUUCGGCGUGCUGUGGAAGGGCGGGGGGGGUGCCGGGGACCGGCGCCUCGCCCUCUCCCUGCGGCUGAGGGCCCUGCGGCUGCUGGCGCUGGCGGCGGGCGCCGAGUCCCCCCGGCCCCUCUCCUCCGUCUCCGCGCGGUUCGCCUGGGCCUGCGCCCUCUACCUGAGGGGGGCCCCGCCGCCCAGCGGCCAGGAGGCCGAGCACCUGCGCCGGGAGUUCGAGGGGCUGCUGCCGGCGGUGCUGCCGGGAGGGGGAGGGGGAGCCGGCCAGCUGUGCGCCUGCGAGCUGGCCCUGCAGUGCUGCGGGACCCUGUGCCGGGCGGGUCACCCCUCCCUGGCCCUCGAGGCCCUGACCCGCGCCCAGGCCCUGCUGGGCCCGGCCGUCCCCCCCCACUUCUCCUGGGCCCUGCAGCUGGGCCGUCUGGGCUGCAGCCUGGGCGCCGGACCCGGACCCUCCCUGGCCCCGGCGGCCAGGGCCCUGCGCUCGCUGCCCCCCGGGGACCCCUGGCAGAGCCGGGCCCUGGGCCGGGGCUGCCAGUUCCUGCUCUCGGCCCUGGACGCCCCCCAGGGCACUGGCCCGCGCCUGGGCGCCGGGGAGCUGCCCCACCUCGCCGAGAUCCUGCACGUCCAGGUGGCAGCUGCCCCACAGCUCGGGGAGGAGGACAUGGUCAAUGCUCCAGGGCAGCUGGCUACCCUGAAACAGAACUUCCACAACCUGGAAUUCUUCACCAGGACAGUCUACCAUUUACUACUGGAACCUCAGGGCGAGAAUGCAGUGGGGGCUGAGCAGUUGCUGACUCCCUGUAGGAAGAUCGUGGAGAAGAUGGUGGAGGUGGAAGAGGCUAUUCUCAGUCACGGACUGACCGACUACGUUGGUGCGACAGCCCUUCGUCUCUAUAACCUGGCCUAUGGAUUUUACAGCCAGAAAUUGUUCUCAGAGGCUGCUGAAAUUGCUGUAAUGUUACGUGGAGAUGUACAGCCGCCCAACCUGUUUUCUCGUUCCUCGCUCCCUCUGGAUAAGGUGCCCAGGUAUUUCAAGCUGCUUGCGGAGUGCUACAGGAAGACAGGGAGGCUGGAUCUGGCCAUGGAGUCGGUGGGAAUGUGGCUGAUGGCGCUGGGCGACCAGAGGAGGGGGCAGAUGACCGAGCCCAUUGCCCUGUGGGUCUCUAUUAAAGCGGACGCGGUCAAGAGUGGCCACGAGGACCUGCAGCUCAGGACGCUGAAGGACACCCUCCAGCCGUGGGAGCUGGAACCGGUCGCCUUGGCCGAGCUGCUUGUCGAGGAGCUGAGGGCGUACAAGCGACUGCGGACCGACACCUCGCAGGAGAGGUUCAACGUCAUCUGUGACCUGAUCCAGAUGUCGUCGUCCUCCUCCUCGGAGGAGGGGUCAGGGGGCAAGGGGAUGGAGCACCUGCGGGCCAUGCAACUCCUGGAGCUGGCCCAGCUCCUCUCUUACCGGGACUUCAGUCAGCAUGCUGAGUGCUCAGCGAUGGACUGUGUGGAGGAGGCGCUGACAGUGUUGGGGUCUCUGCCGCAGACCCCUGAAAACCGACACCAGCUGCUCGAUGACCAGGCUCACGCCUUCCUCUGGCAGUAUAUCUGCGACCUGGAGUCCAGAAUCCGCAUGAGUGUGGAAAGGAGUCGCCGGGCCGGGACGGUGCCGGACGCCCUAUCGGAGCUGGAGGACAGCGAGACGAACGAUCUGAACUACGAGGACAGACAACAGGGAGCCCUGUCCGUCCACGACUGCAUCGACUUUAACCUCGCCGCAGAGAACCAUUGUCGUAUCCAACAGCAGCUGCUGGAAGCGAAGUAA
Carcharodon carcharias (great white shark) is the source of this 2325-nucleotide messenger RNA. RefSeq names its product extra spindle pole bodies like 1, separase (gene espl1). Lineage: Eukaryota; Metazoa; Chordata; Chondrichthyes; Lamniformes; Lamnidae. Gene Ontology annotation, molecular function: cysteine-type endopeptidase activity. The record is from RefSeq and is a predicted model, not a curated record. The coding region runs from base 22 to 2325 and encodes 767 amino acids. Gene Ontology annotation, biological process: meiotic chromosome separation; proteolysis. The transcript has 10 exons. Gene Ontology annotation, cellular component: nucleus; centrosome; mitotic spindle.